UCCCGUGCGCACUGCAAGCACAUUUCAACAAGUGGUCGGGUAGCUUUCGCGCGCGAUGCCCCGCGGUGCCGAUCGAGUGAAACUUCCAGAUACGGUGACGUUGGCCAGCCAAAUUCCGUAACAAACAUGGUGCUUCUAGCGUCUUCUUUUCCAGCCCCGCGCGUCUGACGCACGCAAUGAUAAGUGAUAGUGAUUUUCGGGACUUUCACAGCACGCCGACGGAUCCCUCGCGGUAAAAGAGGAAGCUCGGGAGUAAACCAAAAGCGUGUGCCCAAGUGUGUGGAUUAGCGCCUGUGGACAAAGUGCGACUGUGUGACUGUGUGUUGUUACUGGAGGUUGUGUGUGUGACGAUCCCGCCGAACAAUGAAAUCGAACCAGCUGUGUGGCAUAUCCUGUUGGCAUCCGGCCUGGCUGCAGCGCUUCGCUACGCCCCGAUCGUUCAUUAUGGUGUAUGGGUUUCUCGGCACCGUGCAGGCGAUGGCAUACAUCUACUUCGUCAUCACGCUUACCACGCUGGAGAAACGGUUCAAAAUUCCCUCCUCUACUACGGGUAUUAUCCUGAGUGGCAAUGAAAUAUCUCAGAUCCUACUGUCCCUCAUACUGUCGUACGUCGGCGGUCACCGGAACCGACCGCGCUGGAUUGCCUGGGGUGUGGUGUUCUGUGCACUGUCCUGCUUCAUCCUGGCCAUGCCGCACUUCAUUUACGGUGCCGGCGAUGAAGCCCUGCAGCUGACGAAGGAGUACAUCCGGGAGCGGGAAGAAGACGAAGCGCGCAUCCGCUCGCACCAGAACUACACGAUCAUGGUGAAGAGCACGAACCGGCUGUGUUUGGACACCUCCUCGCCGAAGGAAUGCCUCGAGACGAUAUCGGUCGUACCGUUGGUACUGAUCUUCAUGUCCCAGUUUGUGCUCGGCAUCGGCAAUACACUGUACUAUUCGCUCGGCCAAACGUACCUGGACGAUAAUACGAAGAAAACCAACACCCCGCUGAUGCUGGCCUACGCAUCCUCCCUGCGCACGUUUGGGCCGGUGGUUGGAUUUGCGCUCGGAUACUUUGCGCUGAAGAUCUACAUCGAUCCUACCAAGACGCCCAUCAUUGACAGCUCCGAUCCACGGUGGCUUGGAGCAUGGUGGCUCGGCUGGAUAUUGCUCGGUGUGGCGAUGAUCAUCUUCGCUUUUCUGAUCGGUAUGUUUCCAAAGGAAAUACCGAAGAAAUCAAAGCAGGCCGAUACGAACCAAGCCAAGCGCCCACACUCCUCCGUCCCCGUCAUGCUGAUGAACGACGCGGAAGCAUUCGGCAAGGAGAAGGAAAGUCUCAGCAAACGUCAGCAGCAGGCUGUGACGGAGAAUACUGCUGAGUUUGCCGAAAGCAUCGUCGAGUUUCCGCAACUGAAAGAUUUUCCCAUGGCCUUGAUGCGACUGCUCAAGAACAAGCUGCUUAUGUUUAACAUCCUUUCGGGGAUCUUUUACAUUCUCGGCUCCAGCGGGUACAUCACCUUCCUGAGCAAGUACAUCGAGGUGCAGUUUCAUAAGUCUACCGCGAAUGCGACCGUCAUCACUGGGCCCAUAACGCUCUUCGGCAUGGUCGCCGGGUUCCUAAUAUCCGGCAUAAUUAUAUCGAAGAAGAAGCCCUCGCCCAAGAAGCUGCUGUUCUGGAACGUAAUCGUCGGUGCGGGAUACAUGGCAGGGCAGAUAUCCUACCUCUUCCUGACCUGUCCCGACGGUACGAUGCCAUUGGUGCAGGGCCGACUAAAUCUUACGACCGACUGUAACAGCCACUGCCACUGUGACGGGAUACCGUACAGCCCGGUCUGUCAGGAGGAUACGGGCAUUACCUUCUUUUCCGCCUGUCAUGCCGGAUGCGAUCAGUGGCACACGGCAGAAAAGUAUUACGACAGUUGCUCCUGCCAAAAUGAAAACUAUUCCCCUAUCACUAAACAGCCGUGGGAAAAAUACACGACCACUUUCUAUACAACCCAGCUCAAUCCAUCUACAACACCACAGAGCAUUGCAAAUGCAGUCGAUCAAAGUAAACCCACAGAGGCUUGGUUGACUUCCGGCACGGGCAGUGGGAGCUCCUCAACGGUCGGACAGUUGGAUACAACUACACUGAACGUUGCAGCUGACACGAUUAAACUCUUGGCCGGCAAUGAACCAGUGGUCAACUACACUCUUUCCCACGAUGAGCUGAAGACGGACGACACCAACCUACCCCCGUCAGAUAAGCCUGGCGAUCAGCUGCCGAACGGUGCCGAACAGUCUGACGAGCCACACCAGGAACAAAGCUCUUUGCCGCCCAUUCCGGAAGCUUCGGCCGACGACGGUACCGAUCCAACAACAGAAUCUUCGCGUCGGAUAAGGCGACAAGCGGUGAACAAAACCGACGAUGAGCAACACUCAACAAGGACCAUACCGAACCAACCGGACAGCAUACUUUACACGGCGAAACUAGUCCCUGGUGCAUGCCUCAAAGGAUGUGCAGUGGGUUUCUAUCUCUUUUCCAUCAUCUCCAGCAUUAUCAACUGUUUGGGUGCAUCUGGUCGAAUCGGUAAUCUGCUGGUCAACUAUCGAUGCGUCUCGAAGCAGGACAAAUCUUUCACCCAAGGAUUGAUACUGAUGAUGAUUAGUUUGUUCGCAUUAAUUCCUGGUCCGAUUAUCUACGGAAGAAUUAUCGACAGUACUUGUCUAGUGUGGACGGAAGAAUGUGGCAAACGGGGCAACUGUCAACUGUACGACCAGAAGCUGUUCCGAUAUUACAUUAACAUUACAGCAUUGUGUCUUACGUCGGUAGGAGUGUUUUUCGAUGGUUUGGUAUGGUGGUAUGGCAAAACGUUAGAUUUGUACGGUGAGCGGGAAAUGGCGGAACAGCAACAGAGACAACAGCAGCAGCAGCAGCAGCAGCAGCAGCAACACAACCAGCACAAAGUUCAUCCAGAACCGAUCAGUAAUCAUGCGUUCAAACAUGAUUCGUGAUACACGCUCAUCGGUGUAUCGGUUUAAGCUGUGUGUAAAUGUAUUACUGUUAACCGUAUGUUUGGUGUGCCGUGUUACGGUCAAUAAGCGAUAAGGGAUAAUUUACAAUAAACGGUAUUCAUCUUAA
This is a messenger RNA of Anopheles merus, 3100 nucleotides long. It is a transcript of the gene Oatp33Ea, whose product is annotated as solute carrier organic anion transporter family member 74D. The transcript is spliced from 7 exons. NCBI's taxonomy places the organism in Eukaryota, Metazoa, Arthropoda, Insecta, Diptera, Culicidae. Bases 364 to 2973 code for a protein of 869 amino acids. Gene Ontology annotation, biological process: sodium-independent organic anion transport; transmembrane transport. The record is from RefSeq and is a predicted model, not a curated record. Gene Ontology annotation, molecular function: protein binding. Gene Ontology annotation, cellular component: membrane.